This is a messenger RNA of Carya illinoinensis, 288 nucleotides long. RefSeq lists its product as uncharacterized. Bases 1 to 288 code for a protein of 95 amino acids. The record is from RefSeq and is a predicted model, not a curated record. The transcript has 2 exons. Lineage: Eukaryota; Viridiplantae; Streptophyta; Magnoliopsida; Fagales; Juglandaceae.
AUGACGUUUCGUGCUAGAGCUCGAGCCUUUAGGGCCUCCGUAUCUAGCCCCGUUUACAUCACCAAGAGCAUAUGUGGGUCUACCACACCGUCGGAAGGUUGGAUUUCGAGUUGGAUGAACAGCCCUAAUUCUACCAGCGAUCGGCACUCCUCUAGUCCUCUCGCCAGAAUGUUGACUCUGUUGAGGAAGGAUGAUUUGGACAUACCUUAUUUGAGCCUCAUGGAGUCUAAUAUGGAGCAACAGCAAAAGGUCUCUACCUCCUCAUUGCCCAUAUAUCUGGUCACUUGA